CUCCACUCCCCUCCCCUCCCCUCCACUUCCCUCCGCCCAAAAGCUUACUUCUGACGAUCUCUGCCCUCCUCUGACAUGGCAGGCAACGGAUCCGAGUCUUACACCUCCCCUGUUGACUGUCGGGAGCUCGUCCCACGCGACACCGAGGAGAUGGCCGUCCGUGUUGGGCUCCGCCGCUCACGAGAGGAGUACGCCGGACAGCGCGCGGACUCCAUCCAGUUGGAAUCCAUUGCGUUCGCCGAAGUGGCGCAUGGAUCCGGCGCGAGGCGCGUCGCCGUUGCCUCGCCGGAGGCGGUGCAGUCCAUCUGGCGUCCGAACACCGUGCCAAAGGCAACACCUAUUGAUGUUGUACUGAAGGAUGCUAGUUUGGAAAGAAAAAUCAUGGAAGUGCCUAAGAAGUCGGGCGACGUCACUGAGAACAACAAUGAUCAGAUGAACGAUUUACUGCGACCAAUUAUGAAAAUACGGAAUAAUAUUCUUCAUGAGGAACACAUACUUCAAGAUCGAAGUGCUGAAUGUGAUAUGGACAUUCAGAAUAUCUUGACUGAAGGGAAAAUGACAGCUAAAGUGUUGGCAAUAAUGAAAAAGUAUAAGGAAACCGGCUCAAAUAUGAUGGAAGUUGCCAAUCCAUCUUGUUGUGGAGAUGGUGAUAAAACAAGGAGAAAUAAGAGGACGACACUGAAGGAGGCACUCCUCCACAACAAGUGCCAGGAGCUCAACGAGAUCUGUUAUGACAUGAAGUGUAUACCCCCAAGAUACACAGUAUUACCUUCACCAGAAGAUGGAAUGUUCCAUGCCAAUGUACAUUUUACAUGCCCUGGUUAUGACAUGAGCAUCACUGGUGGUGCUCAUCAGACCCCAGAUGGGGCGAGGUGCUCUGCAGCUGCCAAUCUGAUAACAGAGCUUCACAAGAAGGCAGCGGAAGAAGAAGAACAGGAAGAUGACGCAAAUAUUCCUAGUUAAAUUGCCAAAGUUGGGAACUAGCAGACGUCUGGAACCACCGGUAGUCAUUGCACAUUGUCUAAGCUAUUUUACCUCUGAGAGCUCGUGUUACUUUAGUUGUUUGAGUUGUGGAUUCUUACUAAGGUCAUUUCGUGUUGUGGAUUUUUAUCAGGGCAAUUUGUUGUGGAUUUCCUCUGGUUGUGCACAAUUUUGCGACAUGAGUGAACACAAAUUAUCGAUUUAAAU
Messenger RNA from Triticum urartu, 1188 nucleotides. RefSeq lists its product as uncharacterized. NCBI's taxonomy places the organism in Eukaryota, Viridiplantae, Streptophyta, Magnoliopsida, Poales, Poaceae. The record is from RefSeq and is a predicted model, not a curated record.